AGAAAAAUAUAUAGCAUACGGAACGGAACGGGAACAAAAAUCAAAUUCAAUACUUAAAUUAUUUAAAUUUAGGCAUAAACGCAAGUGGGUGGUUCCCCGGAAAAACCAACCAGUAUGGACGGCGAGAAAGAUAAAAUCAGGGCUGCGAUGUCAGCCCAAACGUCUAUGGGAGUACAACUGCUACCAUCGGCUGGCACGGGGAGGAGCAAUCCUCUCUGCGUGUCGCCAGCGGUCGAACCCCUGGGAUGCCGGGAGCAGGUCAUCUCACUGGUAAAGCUACUGCCAUGACGUCUCAAGCAAAGUUAAGCCGCACGGGUGCCGUUGUUGAAGUAGACUCGGGCUCGAAGAGCGUGCUACACGAAGCCGAAACAAAACAUACGCGCUUUCCUGAACCAGGUUCCAACUCCUCGCGUAGGGAAGGCCCGAAGCGUUCAAGCGAGGGCAUGAAGGCUAAGGCGCAAUACAAGGCAGCCCUCAAGAUCAAGAGCCGGUUCCAAGACAAAGCGGCCCUCUCCCAGGAGGAGAAGGAAAGGCUAACCUGGGCAGAACAAAGGAUUGAGGAAGGAAGGCUGCACUUCGCAAGCAAACCGUCGAUGGCGUCGACGGGCGGAUUUGCGAACAAGGUGGAGGAGAUGCUUGCCAACAAGAGGCAACGCUCACACGAGAGUGCCGCCAAGGACAUUCCAAUGAGCAAGCGGAAACGCGGGCCCAUGGAGGCAGGCCCUCCGUCACCCAAAGUAGCAAGGAAGACCAACAGGAAUGCCAAAGUCAGUGAUGAAGGCAACCGACACCUGAUCGUGGCACUCAUUGACAGGAGCGACGAGUAUGGAAAGAUGACGGAGGCGCGCUGGAAGAUCGUCCAUGCGCGACUCGUUCAGUCUCUCUUUGUACGGAUAGAAGAGGCACCCACAGCCCCCAUGCCCACAUUCGAUGGUGCAGGGUGGUUGAACGGUGUCAAAAUCCUGAAGUGCAACGACGAUCCGACCAGGAAGUGGCUGACGCAAACGGUCUGCCAGCUGGAGGCGUUGUGGGAGGGGGCCAAGCUAGAGGUGGUGGACAGGGAAUUAAUCCCAUCCAUACCGAAGGCGAAAGUGAUCUUCCCUAUCGCAAUUCAAGGGUAUCGGGCGCUAAAGCUGCUUCAACGGCAGAACCCAGACGUCCCAACGGAGAAUUGGAAGAUUCUGCACAUGGCCAGCCCACUACCCAACGAGGGGGGCCAAAGUGUGGUUCUCCAAAUCAACAAGGAGGCGGAGGAUCUGCUGUACCCAAGAUUCGGGAAGAUGGCGUGGGGCAUGGGUAGUGUCUACCUCCGUCUUAGGAAGCGCCACCCGACGACAAAGGCGCACACAUCCUGCAGGCAGGCGAGGUGGAGAAGGACCUAGGUCUGGAAGCCGUCGUGGAUGCCGCCCAGGACAUUGCGGUAGACGACUCGGAGGACGAAGAGGACGGUGACCUGACUGUUAUAGCCAAUCCGUCGAGCGGAGAUGAGCCAGCCACCUAUGACACUGAGGGUGCUGCAGCUCAAUCUCCAUAAAAGCAGACUCGCGUCGGCGGAGCUCCUGAUUGCACGUCGACAUAGCCUUUGUUCAAGAGCCAUGGAUUGCCUUGGGCAAUAUAGUGGCCGGACUAAGGUCCUCCAACUACAAUACAUUCUACUUACCAAUGCUCUGAUGACUUGACUAUUGUGAUGCUAGAAAGCGAGGAGCAGCGCCUCUUGGUAGCCUCCUGCUACAUGGCACACGACAGACCGGUGCCACCAGACGAACUGAGCAGCUUGGUGUAAUUCGGCUCGAAGGAUGACCAACUCGGGGGCAAUCGAAACCCUGGAACAUCUUAUCUGCAAUUGCCCGGCUCUCUCACGAGCAAGAAGAAGAUACCUCGGUGCCCCAGUACUGGCAUAACUAGAAGACGCCUCCAGCAGGAAACCAUGCGAACUUCUUGCCUUCGACAAAAACACCCAUAUCCUUGUGGACAUAAAAACCUCUUAACUAAUCUUAAGGUUCAUACACAUCAACAGGACAGUGAGUGCCGUCCGGGUUAACCUAACCUAAUAUAAUUAUUUAAAACUCUAGUUUUUGUAGAAACGAAAAAGUUUUUGGUUAUAUUAUAUGUUAUUAAAUUAGCAUCGAUGAAAAAGCAA
Molecule: messenger RNA, 2140 nt
Organism: Drosophila suzukii
Lineage: Eukaryota; Metazoa; Arthropoda; Insecta; Diptera; Drosophilidae
Source: RefSeq, a predicted model, not a curated record